AUGACCAAAGACGAGGAAAAGGUCGUAGGCGAGGAUGUCUCUCCUUCCACUGAAAAUGCACCUCUCGAAAAUACGGCCAAAAGCCGCUGGGAGCGCAGCUGGCCGACCAUUGCGUGCGGCGCGGGUCUCUUCUCCGACGGCUAUCUCAACGGGGUCAUUGGCUCCGUCAAUACCAUGCUCAGCAUGAUCUACGCCGAUGCCUACACCAAAUCCUCCGCCAGCAAGAACGUCUCGUCCAUCGCAUUCGCCGGUACCGUCGUUGGAAUGCUCUUUUUCGGGGUUCUGAGUGACCACUGGUCCAGGAAGGGCUCGCUUUUGGCUUCCACGCUCAUCCUCAUCCUAUUUGCCAUUCUCUCUACUGGAUCAUACGGUUACCACGGAAGUGUCUAUGGUCUCUUCUCCGCCCUCGCCGCCUACCGUUUCUUCUUGGGUAUUGGAAUCGGCGGCGAGUAUCCUGCAGGGUCGGUUGCUUGCGCAGAGAGCAGCGGCGAAUUGAAAAACGGCCACCGCAAUCGCUGGUUUAUCAUGUUCACCAAUCUCCAGAUUGAUUUUGGAUUCGUCGUCUCGGCCUUUACGCCUAUGAUUCUCGUUCUCAUUUUCACGGAAAACCACCUACGAGCCGCAUGGCGUGUGGCUCUGGGACUGGGCAUCAUUCCGCCGCUCAGUUUGCUGUACCUCCGACUCAAACUGAACGAGCCCGAGGAGUUCAAUCGCGAGCGCAUGCACAAAUUUCCUAUUUGGCUAAUCAUAAAAUUCUAUUGGAAGCGCUUGGCCAUUGUUUCUCUUAUCUGGUUCGUCUACGACUUUUCUGCGUACUCUUUCAACCUCUACUCCUCUGCCUGGAUUGCCCUCAUCCUCGGCGACUCCUAUCCCCUGUGGAAGAGCUUCGGAUGGAACACGGUUGUCAAUCUAUUCUAUAUCCCUGGAUCAGUUUCUGGUGCUUUCGCAAGCGACUGGCUAGGACCGCGCAAAACCCUAGCCAUUGGCGUCGGUCUUCAAGGUGUCAUCGGCUUCAUCAUGUCCGGCUGCUACGAGUACCUAAACACUCCGAAGAACGUCGCAGCGUUCGUCGUCGUUUACGGAAUUUUCCUUGCUCUCGGCGAAUUCGGUCCAGGCGAUAACAUCGGCCUGGUAGCCGCCAAAACCAGCGCAACCGCCAUCCGCGGACAAUACUACGGUAUUGCAGCCGCAGCGGGCAAAAUCGGUGCGUUCGUAGGGACUUAUGUCUUCCCAGUGAUCCAGGACAAUGCGCCCAAUGAGAUCCGGGCCGGUCAGGACCCGUUCUUUGUGUCGAGCGCGCUGUGUCUUUUCAGUGCGGCGCUGGCGAUCUUCUGUCUGCCGCAUAUUGGACAAGAUACUAUUACUGAGGAGGAUAGCAAGUUCCGUCGGUAUCUCGAGGAGCAUGGGUAUGACACUUCGUCCAUGGGGCAGAAGAGUGAGAACGGUAGUGGCAGUGGACAGUAA
Messenger RNA from Aspergillus versicolor CBS 583.65, 1464 nucleotides. Its product is annotated as putative MFS phospholipid transporter (Git1). The transcript is spliced from 5 exons. Gene Ontology annotation, cellular component: plasma membrane. Lineage: Eukaryota; Fungi; Ascomycota; Eurotiomycetes; Eurotiales; Aspergillaceae. Gene Ontology annotation, molecular function: carboxylic acid transmembrane transporter activity. The coding region runs from base 1 to 1464 and encodes 487 amino acids. The record is from RefSeq and is a predicted model, not a curated record. Gene Ontology annotation, biological process: carboxylic acid transport; transmembrane transport.